GCGGAGAACGGAGAUGAUUGGACAAACUGAAUUAUUUGUGACGGUUUUGCAGACUGUUUCUGAAUAGAAUUAGUGUAUUACAGAUUUAUGCUAAAUUGUAUGCUAAUAUUACCCUAUAUAUUUUCUUUAGCGGAACCCACGCGACCCCCCUUAACCCAAAUUUCCGUCCAAAAUGAAUUAUUCAUAAUGUUUGACAUUCAGAGCACGGGCAUCAAGUUAAAUCCGUUUCAAAGGAAGAUAAAAUACACUGAGAGCGCCUCAAAUGCAUAUGUUGAAUUAAUUUCGUCUGGGUGUUUUUGUAGAUUUGCAUACGUUUAUUUUGGUCGGUGUUACGUCUCCUAAUCAUAGAACAGCCUCCUUGAUGUUACCGCUAUGAAUUAACUUAUUUAGUUGAUUACAAACUAAUCAAUGGGUUAUCAGGCCGUAGUAAUGCACUCUCGGACAUCAGUAGCAUUCUAGGAAUAUUGUUUUUUGAGCCUACAUUUCUGUUACUUUUUUAUGAUAUCCAAGGAUUGUUUUUGUUUUAUUACGUUGUAUUGGUUCAGUCUGACUAACUCGUGCUCAACUGCAGUACUUGAGAUUUAUGGGUUAAUUGAGCGCCCGUUCCCGCGGCUCCAGUACAGCACAGUGGGGCUGUUGUGCGCUGCAGCGGAGGCGAUACCCCAUUGUGUUGAGGUCUAGUCAGAGCAACAGGCGUUACUCACAUCAACGCGAAACAGCACAAAGAAAAUACCCACUUUAAAAGGGAUCUUUUAUUUUACCAAAGGCUGAGGGAGAGAUUCAAGUGGGUGUUCGACAAGCCUGGCUGAAAAAGAACGGGGAAUCGUGAUUAUAAGGAAAAGUCAGGCUACACCAGUCACCCUCGCCUCUUUAUCAGGGACGGCUCAGGAGGAGCGUUUCAGCAGCGCAGGUCAAAGUUUUGUACAUCAAUGAAGUUCUGCAGACGCAUGGCAGGACACUCACAAGGAAAACAUAGGCUAUAUCAGAAUUUCAGGAGAAACCAGUGACCUUAAUUUUUUUUUUUUUUAAUUAUAUGCUAAUGUUUCCAAUGAAAAAUUGAAACAAGGACGUGAUUAUUGCAAUAUUUCGCUGAAGUGUUUUGGAAAUAUGUGACUUCUCCACGCUCUGAUGGAUCUGGUUGACUCUUGGAAUUUGGAAUGUAUUUGGUGUAUAAUACCAAAGUAUCCUCCCCCAUGCUGUUAUAUGACAAUAGUUGUGAAUAAGGGAGAUUAAUUGACAAAUAGAACUUCAAGUGAUCAAUACAUAUCUGCUGAAGGGAUGUACAGAUUUAUAGAAAUGGAAGAGAAAAUGCGAAUCCUGGAGGAUCUCAACAUGAUCUACAUCCGACAGAUCGCCAUGAGUUUACAGGACAGUGACAUCCAGAAGAAGAUCGACCAUGAGAUCCGCAUGCGAGAUGGCACGUGCAAGCUGCUGGCCGCCUGCUCCCAGAAGGACCAGGCCCUGGAGGCGGCCAAGAGUCUGCUGACCUGCAACGCCCGCAUCCUGGCCUACAUGUCCGAGCUGCAGAGGAUGAAGGAGGCGCAGGUCAUGCAGAGGAUGGAGCGCAGGCCUUCUGAUUCCAGUUCGUUAGACGACAGGCUACCCUGCAAGGGCAAAGUGGCCAUAUCAGACUUGCGUAUUCCUCUAAUGUGGAAAGACACAGAGUACUUCAAGAACAAAGGAGAGCUGCAUCGCUGCGCUGUCUUCUGUGUGCUGCAGCUGGGUGGUCAGAUCUUUGACACGGACAUGGUGAUGGUGGACCGGACGCUGACGGACAUCUGCUUUGAAAACACCAUUGUGUUUAGUGAUGCUGGCCCUGGGUUCGAGCUGCGCGUGGAGCUGUACAGCUGCUGUACGGAGGAGGACUUUUCAGCAGGGAACGCUCCCAGGAAACUGGCCAACAAGCUGAGCAGCUCCCUGGGCCGGUCCUCGGGGAAGAAGGUCCGGACGGCCCUGGAGCCGGGGGCCUGCAGUCCUGUGUAUAAUGGAGGAGGAGCCCCUCUACUCCUACCCUCGCCCUCUGUCCCGGGGCCCAAGUAUCAUCUGCUAGCUCACACGUCUUUGACCCUGGCGCAUGUCCGCGACAGCUUCAGAACCCAUGACCUGACCAUUUGCGGCAACGAGGAGUGCUCCUAUUGGCUGCCUCUGUAUGGCAGUGUGUGUUGUCGUCUGGCUGCUCAGCCCGACUGUAUGAUUCAGGAGAUGAUGAGUGGCAGCCUGAAGGUCAAGCAGCUUGGAGAAGAUCCUCAGAGUUGGACAAACAUAUACGGUGUCUUGAGGGGGACCAGCCUCAUCUGUUACCACCGGCAGGAAGAUAAACAAGCUCACGUGGAGCCAGCUUUUACUAUUGCCGUCAAUAAGGAGACGAGGAUCCGGGCCACGGAGAAGGACCCUCUCAGCAAACUGCAGAGCAUCUCCAUCAGCAACCACUACGGUGGGGAGGAGGUGACCCACACCCUGGCCGCAGAGAGCCGAGAGGACACCCAGCGCUGGAUGGAGGCCUUCUGGCAGCAGUUCUACGACAUGAGCCAAUGGAAACAGUGCUGUGACAAUCUGAUGAAGAUUGAGGUUCCAUCACCACGGAAACCCACCCUUGUGACGGCAAAGCAGGGCUCCCUUUACCAUGAGAUGGUUAUUGAUACCACCGAUGACCUUGAAGCAGUAACGGACAUGUGGCAGAGGCACAUGCAAGAGUUUGAGUUGUGCAGCCAUCUUGGGACUUCCCCUCAUUGGAUGUCCUUGUUUGAGGAGGUCCCGAGUUGCAGAGCAGCCGGUCAGAGUCCCCAGCCCCGCUGCCGCGCCCCCCGGAGCCCACGCCCCAGCCCGCGGUCCGACAGCGAUAGCCCCGAGCCCUGCUCCUGCCGCAGCUGGCCAGAAGCCCUGCCCCCUUGGCGCCCCCGCACCCUCUCCCUGGACACUAAACUGGGCAGCCCGCAGGGCAGCGGAUACGGAGGCCUGCAGUGCCGAUGUCAGGCCCCGCCCUCCAACUCCAACCCUUCCUGCCAACCCCCACAGCAGGGCCUGUCCUCCACCUCCACCUCCACCUGCAGCAACAGCUCCACCGAUGGCAGCACCGCCUCCGAUUCGGACUCCGCCCCCUUUCCACGCUCCACCCUGGGCAGCCGCAGCCUUGGGGGCCUACAAGCCAAGCUGGCCCCAUGCACAUGGCUGCAGACUCAGGUGUAGUGCUCCUCCUAAAUCUGCAUCAGAGGGUUCGGCAUGCCAGCAAACCUCAGUCUCACCCCACUGCUCCCUCUGAGUCUCAGGUUAUUUGCUCUUUGUGCUCUGGCUUUGUUGCAGAGCCUAGGCAGUCAUGUCAGCAUGUAAGGCAAUAAUAGUUUUUAUUGGGUAUUUUAAAUUACUGGGACACCCGCAUUACUCCAAUCACUCUGGCACCUCAAACACAAAGAAGACUUGAGUUGGCCUUUGAUGAUGAAGAGGGGAAAAAAAACAAAUGGCGAAUUACAAGGCAAUAAACCUUUCAGCAAGGAUGUGGUUUACAGUAAUUUUAUGAUCUGACUCCUGAUAUCCACUCUUUUCUGGGUACCUGGCUGUCAUGAGUCUCCCAGUGGAGAGGAAGGGUGGCUACAGUAGUAGUGCUCUACAGUCACCCACUCGGCUUUUCACAGAGUGCAUUAAGUAUGCACAAGAAGAGGGCCUACUCAUUUAUAACUGCUGAUGUGCACAAGAAGAGGGCCUACUCAGCGGCCUUUAAAGUGACCAAGACCUCCACUUUCUGUCAGCUGAGUGGAAUGUUGAUUGAGACAUAUGGUGUGUAACAGUAAAAAGGAUAAGGUAGAGACCAUCAGUUGAAUUCAGACCAAAGAUGGGAAAAACACUGAUAAUGUUAGAGCUUUGGCCAAUGUGUGUGUGUGGUUUUUUAAAAAAUUAAAUCAAUAGCUGGAAAAGCUGGUAAAUUAAUUAUUGAAUGCACCAUUAUUGGAGUUUAAAUUAAUGGAAUAAUGCAAUAUAUACUCAUCGGUGGUAACGUUCUCAACAUGGAUGGCAGUUGGUUUACUAAAAGAGUGUUGUACUGAGCAGAAAAUGUGUGGAGCCUGUUGAAAAGUGGAGUGCAGUCAGUGACUGUCUAUCCAGGACCCAGUUAUUUUGCAAGUUAGGUCACAUUUCUUUUUAAAACUGUGCCUAAACUAUGAUAAUCUCCCGUAUGCAAACAUCACCCUGUACCCCUCAGUUCCUCUAGCCUACCUUCUGCCUUCUGUCAACUGCCAGCUUGCCUAUGUAUUGAGUUUUCACUAUGCAGAAAAACAAAACCCAGCAGUGACAUUUGGCCAACAGGGAAGUAUUUUUCAGGCUAGUAUUUAUUUAUUUAAAUUAUUUAUUAGCUUACCAGAUAUCCUUAUCCAGGACAAUUGAAAAAUGUUGUCAAAUACUCAUAUUAUCCAUGUGAAAACGUACUUGCCCCUUAAAGGGUCGUUACACUCUAGAUCAUUUUUUUUUAGCUGUAAAAAAUUUUCUUUUCUUUUUUUUUUUGUAUUCCUACUUUAUAAUGAAACAUUUUAAUCCAUGCCGUUAUUUCAACAUUUCUAAAAUAAUAUCAUUUUAUCAGGAAAAAAAUGGUAAAAAUAAACAUCUUGGUCCUGCCCUCUAACGAAAAAUGCUUUCUGCAUUCCCCUCUGGCCCUGCCCCAAUCAUGAUAUCUGAGUACCUCUUCGGAUAUACUACUACGUCAUAUAGAUGUCAGUCAAGAUAUCCUGUCGGAAAAUUGUUGCCACCCACAAAUUCGUCCGUUUACUUUUUAAAAUAAUGGAACACUGCCGGCACCUGUUUGGCUAGAUUUGUUUUGGCCCAAUGCUUUUCAAACCGGAGAAACAUGGCAGCCUGUUCAUAAACUCUCAUAUUCUACCUAAACAGUCCACUGAAAUAUGUUUCUGAAAACAAUUGAGGCAAGAAAUAGGCCAUGUAAUUGCUGAAUCUUGGUUCAUAUUUAACCUGCAAUGCCUUGUUUGACAGUUUGAUCCAAGUUUCGUGAGCCUAUGCUGUACAAAUAAUUUGCAAAUAGAAUACUAUAUGAAAAUUAGUUUGACACACCUACUCCACCCACGCAAGGAGGCAUUUUUCAGAAUUGUGUAGUAGGCGGGGCCAGGCUGAAUCAGUGAGUGCAAUUACUCUUUAAGCUUAAUAACUGGUUUCACCACCUUUAGCAGCAACAUCUGCAACUAAACACUUCCUUUGAUAUCAGUCUUUCAUAUCGCUGUGGAGGAAUUUUCACCCAUUCUACUUUGCAGAACUGCUUUAAUUCAGAGAAUUGGUUUUUGGGGAUGAACUGCUCAUUCCAGGUCCUGCCAUAGCAUCUCUGUUCGGUUUAAGUCAGGACUUUGACUGGGCCACUCCAAAAUGUUCAUUUAUGCUGUUCUAAUUGUGAAAUGCUGUAUUUGCGUUAUGCCAGACAUAAUGGGACCCGUGUUGCCAAAGAGUUCCACUUUUGACUCAUCUAUCCAUAGACCAUUAUCCCAAAAGGCUUUGUGAUCAUUCAAGUGCCCGUUUGCAAAUGUGAGAUGAGCAGUGAUGUUUCUCCUGGUUUAGCAGUGUUUUCCGCCUUGCUACUUUCCCAUGAAAACCAUUCAGACAUGGCACACAUGAAAUAAUGGGGAAAUCAGGAAGGGGGCAAAUACUUUUUCACAGCACUGUAUCUUACAUGAUUUCAUAUUAGCCUGUUUGUACGCCUGGGAGUUUGCUGGCACUUGUUUAGUAUUAGAACCAUGUUCAACAGUCUAACAGCAGUGUUGUGUCUGGGAUUCAAACCUGAAUAUUUCUAGUUUCAGUUCCAUGACUAAUCUGUCACACAGUACCUCCAGGGGAAAUUUCUUUGAUUUUUAUAUUGGAAUCAAGGGCUUUGCAUUUACUGUGUGCAGUACGUUUUAUGUAACAUGCUACGAAAGUAAUUGUAUGACACAAUACAUCGUCCAAUCCCAUGAGAGUACUUUUUAAAAUUUUCAAAAAUCUUUCCUUUUAUGAGCAUGCUCAUUCAGACCAUUUGGCACUGUUUUAUGCAGGCUUCCUCUCAGGUCCUGAACAACAAUCCCAUUGUCCUACCGUCUUAUUUAACAAGCAGAUUCAACUGUGUUUCCUAAGGAUUUUAUUGAGCCGUGCUAAGUUAAUAUAUCAUGAAUGUUAGAAAAGAGGCAUUUGUUAAUGUAAAGUUUUGUAAUUUAACUUCAUCUAAUGCUUUUUAGAGAUUAAAACAUUUUUACAUAGUUGGAUUUUUAUUUAAAUACUGACAUGAUGUCAGGCAAGUUUACCAGACUAAUAUAGGGCAAUGACCAUUGAGAUUGAUAGCACUAAAAGUUAAUCUUUUGAUGUGAGCAUUUUGUCCACAGGCUGUUUGCAUGGGUCAGUGAUUAAGGGAGAUUGCAAAGUGUAACAGUUAUUAUUAAACAAAAGUUUUAAAAUGAUAAAUAAUGUAUGAUUUAUGACUGUAGUUUGAAUGCUUCUGGUGUGCCUUUUUUCCACACUGUACUCUUUCUGGUAAUUAAGCACACAUUCAUUAUCAUGUAAGUAUUACCUCACCGUUCAGGUUAAAAAGGUCUUCAAAAUGAAUGAUGAGUUGAUUUAUUAAUAAAUUGUUAUUAUAAAAAGUUAUUAUAAUUUGAACUCACACCAACAUUUAGUCCCUUUGAUAUGCCAAGCAAAUGCCUGACUAAAAUUACUAUGGAUUUUGUUCACUGGAUUGUUGCCAUAAAAAGGAGACUGGCUUUA
Messenger RNA from Anguilla anguilla (European eel), 6717 nucleotides. RefSeq names its product rhotekin-like. NCBI's taxonomy places the organism in Eukaryota, Metazoa, Chordata, Actinopteri, Anguilliformes, Anguillidae. Gene Ontology annotation, biological process: actomyosin contractile ring assembly; signal transduction; septin ring organization. The coding region runs from base 1279 to 3186 and encodes 635 amino acids. Gene Ontology annotation, cellular component: actomyosin contractile ring. The record is from RefSeq and is a predicted model, not a curated record. The transcript has 12 exons.